AUGGGCUGCGGAAGCUCAAAACCCGCCGAGGCGGACAAGGAAGCUCUGUCGCGGAAUGCUCGGAUCGAGCGGGUGAUCAAAAAUGAUAAAAAGAACAUGGAUCGAACUAUCAAAAUUCUGCUACUAGGUGCUGGGGAAUCGGGCAAGUCAACCAUCAUCAAACAAAUGCGCAUUAUCCACAGUGGAGGUUUCCCCGAGGAAGAACGCUACCAAACGCGCGCGGUCAUCUUCUCCAAUCUGGUCGUUGCCUUUAAAGUACUGCUUGACAUCAUGGCGUCAGAAGGCAUUUCUUUUGAGCAUUCGGGCACGAAGGCCUCUGCGGAUCUGUUGGAAGGAACUGAACCAGACGUGGGCGCAGAUGAAGCUUUUUCAAACCUCAAGGUCCGCGACGCGAUGCGAAACAUGUGGAACGACUCGGGCGUCCAGAAGGCUGUCGCGCGUGGACACGAAUUCGCUCUUCACGACAACCUUUACUAUUAUUACGAAUCACUAGAUCGUAUCUUCAAGCCAAAUUGGCUUCCAGACAAUCAGGACAUGCUGCAGGCCCGUCUUCGGACGACGGGUAUCACAGAAACUUUGUUCGAAUUAGGCCAGAUGAACUUCCGCAUGAUGGAUGUGGGAGGACAAAGAUCGGAACGAAAGAAAUGGAUUCACUGCUUUGAAGGUGUGCAAUGUUUGCUUUUCAUGGUCGCCCUGUCAGGAUACGACCAAUGCCUGGUCGAAGAUCAGAAUGCGAAUCAAAUGCAUGAAGCAAUGAUGUUGUUCGAGUCACUCGUCAACGGCGAGUGGUUUAAGCGCAAGCCUAUCAUCCUCUUUUUGAACAAGAUGGAUCUGUUCCGAGGCAAACUCGAUAUUUCCUCGAUCUCAAAGCACUUUCCCGAUUAUACCGGCUCAGACACGGACUUCGAUGCCGCCGUGCGAUACUUUUCUGAUCGAUUCCGUGGCAUCAAUCGGAUACCUGAUCGUGAAAUUUAUAUCCAUCACACCAACGCCACUGAUACCACCCUGCUCAAGGCCACAAUGGAUUCAGUGCAAGACAUGAUCAUCCAAAAGAACCUGCACACGCUUAUCCUGUGA
This is a messenger RNA of Penicillium diatomitis, 1077 nucleotides long. RefSeq names its product guanine nucleotide-binding protein subunit alpha. Gene Ontology annotation, molecular function: GTPase activity; GTP binding; G-protein beta/gamma-subunit complex binding. Gene Ontology annotation, biological process: G protein-coupled receptor signaling pathway. The record is from RefSeq and is a predicted model, not a curated record. The transcript has 5 exons. The coding region runs from base 1 to 1077 and encodes 358 amino acids. Gene Ontology annotation, cellular component: heterotrimeric G-protein complex. NCBI's taxonomy places the organism in Eukaryota, Fungi, Ascomycota, Eurotiomycetes, Eurotiales, Aspergillaceae.